Nymphaea colorata (pocket water lily) is the source of this 819-nucleotide messenger RNA. Its product is annotated as upstream activation factor subunit spp27. Bases 292 to 603 code for a protein of 103 amino acids. The record is from RefSeq and is a predicted model, not a curated record. Gene Ontology annotation, cellular component: nucleus. Lineage: Eukaryota; Viridiplantae; Streptophyta; Magnoliopsida; Nymphaeales; Nymphaeaceae. The transcript has 2 exons.
GGUCAAGUGAAAUGAAAUGUAAUCGAGUUGCUACAUACACUAUAGUUAAUCGGAUUCAGAUUUUAUUAUCGAAUUCGAACACUGCGCUCUAUCUCUCUCUCUAGCCGGCCGCCGAUUUCUGGCGCCCAAAUCGCAAACUUGUCUGAACGGUUCUAUAAACGAGAGCACCAAUCUUGCAGCGUCCUCCCUGCCUUUGGUUGUUUGGGUGUUUCAAGCGCGUCGAUAUCACAGGCCUUAAAAUCGAUUGUGUUUGGCGGUCUGCAAGUAAAGCUUUGAGCGAGAGAGAGGGAGAUGGUGUUGCCUCCGCAGGCGAAGAAGGCACUGUUCCAAGAGAGUGCUAAGAAGUUGGGAAAUCUGAUAGACCCAAUAAACCUGCCCUCCAACCUUCGAGAGUUCACUGGGGGCCAGUCCCAGAUGUCGCGCCUCAAGUGUUUCAUCCGUGUUUGGUCCUACAUCAAGGACAACAACCUUCAGGAUCCAAGAAAUAGAAACUUGGUUAACUGUGAUGACAAAUUGAGAAGCAUUUUUUUGGGCAAGAACAAAUUUGAACUGUCCGAGCUCCCGGGGCUUGUCAAAUUACAUUUUCCAGCAAAGUCAAAGUGAAUGAGGGCAAUCGUGAUUAGUAGAAAGGCUUUCAAUCUCUAUAUACACCCUGGCUUGGCUUCUAGAACUGUCUCAAAUUGGCUUGUAAAUCUGCAUCUGGUUGGUUCACUUGAUUGACAUAUUUAUCAGGCGAAAAUUUUGCACCUUCAUUGUUCUUGAUAUGAUCUGAGGUUUCUUCUAUGGUCGAAAUCCAGUUAUAAGUUCUUCCUUCCUCUC